AUGGCUUCUUAUUCUAUAGAAGAUUUUGUAGGGAAUGGAAGUCUGAAAAAGCUGCUUCCAAAAUUAAUAGAAGAUGGCUGGGAUGAUGUUCCAACAUUAAAGAUCAUGAAUUCAGGUGAUAUGGAUGCAUUAAACUUGACACCAAGGCAAAAGGAUGCAAUGGAAAUAAGGUCGUACCUGCAUGACCGUGCGCUUAUGCAAUACGGAGAUAAGUUAGAAGAAUCUGGAAAAUCUUUGCCCGAGCUUCUGAGCUUGAGCGGUGGAGAACUCUCAUCCCAGUUUGGAAUGAAAAGAGGUCAUGUUGCACGGUUCACAGAUAGAACUGCUGCAUGUUCUGAAACUUUGCCUAAAGCAUAUGCAGUCCCUGCAAGGAGAAUGAGCAGCACAACAUCUAGAAAUGAUAGCACCUUGAAGAGUUCUGGUACUGCUAGCUCAAAAUAUAUGCACAGCACAUCAAGAUAUCCUAGUAAUAGUAGCAUAAGCUAUGAUAAACAGCUCGAGCAAUCACUGGCAGACUUUAAAAUUAACGAUGGAUAUGUCUUUAAAGGAAUUGUUGCAGCUGGGCCAGCUGAAUCUCGAGUAUGUGGUUGUGUACAACCUCCUCCAAUAGUUGAUGAAGUUGCCCCUUACUCUUUUAUCGAGAACAUAUCACUUCAGAAACUAACUCCCGAGCAUAAGGCUGGAAUGGAGCGUUUAGUAAAAACCAGGGCACCCCCGAUGAAGGCCUCAGAACUGUGGCGAGAUAAACCUGCAGUGCUGCUCUGCAUCAGACGUCCCGGGUGCAUCAUGUGCAGAGCUGAAGCUCACCAAUUGUAUGCCAAAAAACCCAUCUUUGAUGCACUAGGAAUUCAACUUGUUGCAGUUCUCCAUGAACAUAUAGAGUCAGAGGUACAGGACUUCUGGCCUCGAUACUGGGGUGGUGCUGUACUCUAUGACCGUGAUAUGGACUUCUUCAAAGCUCUUGGUGGUGGGCAACUGCUGAAAGAAAAGUUCUUAUCAGGAUUUGUUUUCAAUCCCAGAGCUAUUGCAAAUUACAAACGUGCAAAAGCUUCCGGAGUAAAGAGCAACUUCAAAGGGGAAGGAGAAAUUAAAGGUGGACUUUUUAUAGUUGGCAAAGGAAAGAGUGGCAUUGCUUACCAGUUCAUUGAAAGGAACUUUGGUGAUUGGGCUCCUCCAGCAGAAAUAAUUGAGAUCUGUAGCAAGUUACAGAACCCGCAACAUAGUCAAGAGCAGUCCAUCAAUAUUCUCUAAGCUUACAUCUAUUUGUAUUCUUUGUAAUUUAAGGACAGAAGUAAAGAAAGCUCUGUUCUUUUCUUAGCUUUUGCCUUAUUUUCUACAUUGCCAGAGUUUCAGUCGACGACAACUCCAGGAAGCCAUUUGGACCUACCACCUAGUUAGGUGGUCCUUGUCUGUUAUUCUUUUGUUUUAUGUUGUAUGUUUUUGUGUUGAUUGAAAUUAUAAAUGAAGUUUUAUAAAAACUA
Molecule: messenger RNA, 1481 nt
Organism: Mercurialis annua (annual mercury)
Lineage: Eukaryota; Viridiplantae; Streptophyta; Magnoliopsida; Malpighiales; Euphorbiaceae
Exons: 5
Coding region: 1-1251 (416 amino acids)
Molecular function (GO): antioxidant activity
Source: RefSeq, a predicted model, not a curated record